AGAGGCUUACCUCGACAUCUCGAACGUAGGUUGCUUGACACCCAAUGCGAGAAAUUGAUGUAGGCAUGCUGAAAAGCUGUCUUGGCCUCCUCACUCGCCAACAACCAGAACAGUCUCGCCAAAAAGGUAUUGCAGGAAAUCGACGACGGAGGCCUUCUGGCAGUCGAUCAAUUCCGCAUCCCCACUUCCAUAGUAGUGUACAACCCGUAUUGUGCCUUCGGGUCAAUAUACGUCGGCACGGUGCCUCCGCAUAUAUUCUAGCACGUGGUCAAAGGUCGGCACGUAGGCAACAAAAGCACUCACCAGUUGCGUGGCAGGGUAGGUUCAAGGGAAAUACCGUCAGAUCCUCGGACUUGAAGGCAUCAAAUAAUGUGCCAAACGCACUCCGCCACGAGUCCUUCUGGUAGUGCGUGUCAGUGAACUUCGAUCUAUGGCAGUGAUGUAUUCACCCAAUUUUCAGAUUCACAGGGAUGCGCAGACGCACUCACCCACCAUAUGCAUAUGGAAACUCAUUAGGCCUGACCCUAUGCCUGCAUGACCUCG
Suillus subaureus is the source of this 543-nucleotide messenger RNA. RefSeq lists its product as uncharacterized. Lineage: Eukaryota; Fungi; Basidiomycota; Agaricomycetes; Boletales; Suillaceae. Bases 45 to 407 code for a protein of 120 amino acids. The record is from RefSeq and is a predicted model, not a curated record. The transcript has a single exon.